Messenger RNA from Pleurotus ostreatus (oyster mushroom), 528 nucleotides. RefSeq lists its product as uncharacterized. The record is from RefSeq and is a predicted model, not a curated record. The transcript has 2 exons. Lineage: Eukaryota; Fungi; Basidiomycota; Agaricomycetes; Agaricales; Pleurotaceae. Bases 1 to 528 code for a protein of 175 amino acids.
AUGUUCAAAUCCUCACAUCUUACCAUCUCGCUCGCUGCAAUGGUUGAAGUUCACGGCGAACCGUCUGGUCGUGCGGACGUGGAACUACACCGCCGCGCAGGUCUGGCGACUGCUGAGUUUCUUGGAUGGCAGAUUGUCGGUUUGACGCGCCACGCUGAGGCGCGUAUUAUGUCGUACGUGGGCGGGGGUCGUCCCAAGGGCUGGGAUGUCGCGGACGCGCCCGUGCGCUACUCCAAUAUCCUGAAAAAGAGUAACAUCGGGCGCAAGAUCGAGGUCGUGCGCUUGGAGUGCAAAUUUAAGAUGAGCCGGGAGAAGGGGGGGGCCAAUCGCGAGGGCGUAGUUGACAGAUUCUGCGACGAUAUUGGGAGGCAGAUCGGGGACAUUGUGAAGCAGCAUAGCAAGAUCUCCGCAGACAAUGGCAUUCUGUUGUGCGUUUGCGUCUCUGUGGGUGCGGUUGGUGAUGCCUCUGGUGAGUCUGUGUCCCUUCGUCUUACCUCGGGCUCAUUCGGCCAGCGCUCUCUGCAUUAG